Molecule: messenger RNA, 5076 nt
Organism: Uloborus diversus
Lineage: Eukaryota; Metazoa; Arthropoda; Arachnida; Araneae; Uloboridae
Product: kinesin-like protein KIF26B
Exons: 11
Coding region: 1-4821 (1606 amino acids)
Biological process (GO): microtubule-based movement
Molecular function (GO): microtubule binding; ATP binding; microtubule motor activity
Source: RefSeq, a predicted model, not a curated record
AUGUUGAUCUACCUCUUUCAAACUACCAAGGCGGCCCAGAGGCUGAACCUGUCCUCCAAGAAGCGACGCCGUCAGCACCACCAUCCGGAUUCCGAGCCACCUCCCUUCCUGACGAAUUUUUCUGAAAUCCUCCGAGUGUCGCCACCCCCCGUGCCGCCAUCCCUUCUGAGAUCGGUCGGCAGGAAGGAGAACUUCUCCAUAGGAAAGGUGAAAGUAAUGCUUCGGAUCAAGAACGAUUCAACGGAAUUGAAUUCUUCUUUUCUAAAUGUGGACGGACGUAAGCGCCAAAUUACCGUCUACGAUUUGUCUUCGGGUAGUGGAACAUCUUCGCCCGCUGAAAGGCGAACCGGAGUCUCUGCUCCUAAAAUGUUUGCAUUUGAUGCUAUUUUUUCUCCAGACGACACUCAGGCAGAAGUAUGUUCCAGUUCUUUGCCUGAUGUUAUUCAAGCUGUUGUUGGUGGAACGGAUGGAUGUUUAUUUGUGUACGGCCAGUCCAAAUUGGGAAAAACGCAUACGAUGGUAGGCAGCAGCGACUCCGUUCAGGAGCUGGGCGUCAUGCCGUGCGCCAUUUCUUGGCUCUUCCGUUUAAUCUACGAACAAAGACAGAAAACUGGAGCACGUUUUUCGGUGAGAGCCUCGGCCCUGGAGCUUUCGGGAAGGAACGAGGUACUGAGAGACCUUCUCUCCGAGUACGCUGCAGGAACUGAAGGUAGUGGAACAUCACCAGGCGUUUACCUUCGAGACGAUCCUAUAUUCGGUGCUCAACUUAUCAACCAAAGUGAAUUAAGAGCCCCAACAGCAGAGAAAGCUGCUUACUUAUUAGAUGCAGCAUUGGCCGCAAGAAGUCGUGAUGGCGAGGAAGAAGGACGGAACUCCCACUUUCUCUUCACUCUUCACUUGUACCAGUACAGGGUGGAAAGGGGUGGAAAAGGCGGAGUCGCUGGUGGUAGAAGUCGACUGCACCUUUUCGACUUGGGAAGCUGUGACAAAAUUUCCACAAAGCCGCGAGAUGGUGGUUGCCUGUCGUUGUCUGCGCUAGGAAAUGUCAUCUUGGCCCUCUUCAAUGGACAGAAACAUGUGCCUUAUAAAGAAAGUAAGCUGACGCAGUUGCUAAAAGAAGCAAUGAGCAGUCUGACAUGUCGAGUGGCCAUGAUAGCUCAUAUCUCAUCCCAGGCCAGCCACUACUCCGAGAUAUUGGGAACCAUCCAGCUCGCUUCACGGGUCCACAGAAUGCGGAGAAAGAAAAUAAAAUAUCCGAAUGUGUCUGCAGAUGGUACCGAUGAGAAAGGAGUUUGUGUCCGUCCCUACGUCCGCAUGCAUGCAGAGGACAAUGUAAAAUCCGGGAGCAGUGAUCCCGAUUAUACAUCCAGUAGUGAACAGUCAUGUGAUACAGUAAUUUAUGUGGGACAUCUUACACACAACGAGAGGGAUUUCACAGACAAUGAAGGACCACCAGCAUCUUUGCCUAUAGUUCCUAAGACAAAACAGUCCCAGUCACAAAAUAAAACUUCGCACGGUGUGGACACUACGCCGUCGUUAGAAAGAAAAAGACAUAAUUCUAUCAGCAAAACGCAGUCUUGUAAUGACGACCAACGCAGGACUGAAGAAAAAUCAUCCAUCCAUUCCCAUAUCUCAGCAACAGAUGCAGGAACACAUCAAUCAAGUCCAGCCAAAACUAGCAAAUCAGAUAAAAUGCAGUUGGGAUCCAAAGGUUCACCGUUGAUGCAGCGACAUCAGCCUGCGAGUACUCAAACAUUGGGCACAGACAAUACUGGUCAUGUAAAUAAAUCUGCUCAAAACAGUCCAAUGCAUACUCAGAAAAAGACUAAACACAGGACAUCACAAGCAAAGCAAGAUCAAGGAACAGAUGCUGAGCCUUCAGCAAGUAAAGACAAAUCGUCAAAAACGCUAAAGAAACAGAGUGAUGAGACUUGGAUUGAUGGUCCAAGAUUCACUAAGCCUAAAUUUGAUUCUAAAACUUUACAUCAGUUACAGAAAGAACAAUGGGUCGAUGGCCCACCAAACAUAUAUGGUUUCAUGGAUCAUCACAAACAAGAUAUGAUACAGCGGUGGAUAGAAGAACAUUCAAAGCAAGUGCAUGGUACAGGAAAAAAGAAAAAUAAUGAAAUUUGGAUAGAUUAUCCAAAAGGAAGUAACGAAAGAGGCAAUUCCUCAAGUGAAGUUCUAACAGCAGAGCAAUGUAACGUCACAGAGAGCAAAGAGGAAAAACUUUCAGCUAAAGAUAAAAAGCAAACUAAUUUUGGAAGCUCUACGAAAAAUGAAGAUUUGAAACAUGAUCCUCCUUCAACCGACUGUCCUACAUUUCUGCAAGAGUCUGAAGAAAUCGAUGAUGAAGCUGAUAGCGCUAGCAAUUCAGCCGACGUCGAUGAAACAGACAACGAAGAAAAUGCAGAGGCAAGUGGAUAUGAUUCCGAUUUUCAUAUUUUUCAAAUUAGGCAGAAUGAACUUCACUGCCAAGGCCUCCAAACCUCGUUCGCAACAAAUAAACAGAAUUACAGCAAUGAUUAUAUUGAAACAAUUGAAGUCACUGAACCAGAUGAACCAGUACCAAUGGUCGACUCGUGUCUCCAGGUAACAGAGGAAGACAUAAUUGCAGAAUACUGGUUGCAGAAUAGGCGCAGAUCGUCAGAAAAUCCCUUACCGGAAGUCGAUCAAAGUAGCUGUGACAGUAAGGAACAUCCUUUAAGGAUACUAAGUGAAGAAGAUUUAAAUCUUCCUUCUUCAUUUACUGAUUCUCGUUCUGUCAGCGUAGAUCUCGAUAGUAUUAGUGUUCCAGAUAUGUGUCGUGAAAGUGCUAGAGGAAAAGGAGCUAUUACUUGGCGCCUUCUGUACGGUAAUAUGUUCCAAAGAAUUAAAGAACAGCAAAAGCAAAGGCGAACGACAGAAGAUAUAAAUUCUGCGGCUAAUAGUGAAAUAAAUGAAAAACUUGAACGAAUUGCUAAAUUACGUGAGCUUAUACAACCCCUCACAAGGCACAGAAAUCAAACCCAGGUAGAAUCUAUAUUUAAGACUUGUCCUAUAAGUCGACUUCCAUCAGCUGGUUCACGAUAUACGAUGUCGGAAAUGCUGUGCGGGAGUCGAGAUUCAAGUAUGGAAGACUUGUCUGCUGCAGAAGUAAAUAGCACUCAGAGCGAGCCAGCAGAUCUUGAUGCCGAUAAAUAUGAUUAUAAACUAAAUAUAAAGCCGAUGAAUGGUUUAAAACUAGAGGCUUUCUAUAAGAAAAUACAAAAGGUCCCACCAUUUUUAGAGCAAUACUCGGUUUUAAAACCAACUCAAGUCGUGCCUCCUUUAUCUUAUGAACAAGAAAAUUCAUAUUUGUUAAACCGAACGGAAACUCAAAGAGCAGGAACUCUUCCACAUUCCCGUAGCAAUUGCAAACAGUUCUCAGGUAACCUUCAGAAAAAUUUAUCAGAAGAAUUUGGAUUUGAAGAAAGCGAUGUAAAACUUACAGGGUCAAUAAAGCAAACGAGCUCAACAUCGCACAUACAUAAACAAUCAUCAAACAGUAACUUGCAAAUGGAAUCUGCUAAAUUCAGUUCAUCCGAAAAUACAAUAUCAAAUCAAAAAGCUAGUAUUGAAAUUUCCUCAGAUCUUGAAAGAAAGGUAUCAGAGAAAAAAGAAUCUAAAAACUAUACAGCUGAGGUAACAGACUCGGUGAAGCGCAGUGACUCAAAAACUAGUUCAAGAAAUCUUAACAAAAAUGUAGACGUCAGUCAAUUAACAGUUGGCCAUUCACCAAGUAGUUCCUCUAAAUCCAGAAUGCAUAGAAAUAAAGCAAAAAUCGGCGAUAUUCAAACAGUGCAUUCUCAACACUCAAUAACGCAAUCGUCAUCAUCUUCGUUAUGGAGUAAGGAUUCAUCAUCUUCUUCUGCUUCGAAAAUGGGCCAUCGUACUGUUGCACACACUAACAGCAACGGUCGAGGCCCAUCCAACAAGUGUCUCAUAAAUAAUGGAAAUGUUUCAGGGAUAAAUGGCAAAACCUCAAGGACAAUUAGCAACAGUGCUUGUAAGCUACCAGCCAGAUCAAGUCCAACUAGCAGUAGUACGUCUGGAGUGACAACAAUGUGCUGUUCGACGGUAAAGCAAAAAGAGAAACAAAUAUCUUCAAAAAAUAAAACUGUGUCCAGUCAUUCAAAGCAAAAACAAUCGUCACAGGAAAGUAGAAAAUCACAACGAAGCAAAAGUAUCUGUAGAAGCACGAGUUCUCCAAGUACUUGCGUCGAUAGUGGGGAUACUGUCUUUACAGAUUUCACUGACAGUGAACAUUAUAAUGUCGCCCGCCACGCGAGUGUAUCGGGAGCCCUCGCGUCACCCUAUCAUAAGAUACCACAAGUGCAUGUGAGCCAUCACCAUCAUCACCACCACCAAAGGACGAGCAGUGGGCAUGGUAGCGAGAGCAGUGUAAACAGCAUAGAACCUAGAGAAGCGAAGGAACUACUUUUGAAAGGGACAAAAACACAACAGUUCUCAGGAACUAGCAGCGGUUAUGAAAGCAUGCUCAGAGACAGUGAAGGAACACCUUUAUCUUCUAGCCAAGAAUCAGGCAAUGAAGAUAAUAUGGGAAAAGGAGAAAGAGGUCGCAAAGGGAGAAGAAAAUCUCAAGGUUCCAGCAAAAGAAGCUUAUCAGCUCCAGCCAGAAGCCCACCAUCACCUUUAGGUCCUUCCGCUCCAACUACCAUAAAUCAACAACCACUGACCAAUAAUAGAUCCUGCAGAAGAGGAGACAGAUCUCUACACAGAUCUGAUGAAGAAGUCUGCUGCACAAGCCUGCUCUGUUGCCGUCUUUUAGACUUUUAUUAGAUACAACAGCCACAACUACUUAAUUCACCAACAGUGCCAAUUAUACAAAUUUCCGCUCCAAGAAUACAGUUAUCUACUUUUGACUUGAACAUGUAACAGAGCUACAACAGAAGAAAACUUAAAUAAAAUAUAGAGAUUCAGAGAAGACUGUAUGUAGAUUGAAAGAGUCCUUUUGUAACAAAAAUCGUUUUGAGUGAGAAAGCUCAAAGUUUGUUUAUUCAUUUGUAAUAAUAAUAAAUUAAAAUGUAUUUAAAA